Molecule: messenger RNA, 1551 nt
Organism: Exophiala spinifera
Lineage: Eukaryota; Fungi; Ascomycota; Eurotiomycetes; Chaetothyriales; Herpotrichiellaceae
Exons: 2
Coding region: 1-1551 (516 amino acids)
Biological process (GO): DNA damage response
Cellular component (GO): cytoplasm; nucleus
Molecular function (GO): phosphatase activity
Source: RefSeq, a predicted model, not a curated record
AUGGAUCUCGACCCACCACCGCCGAAAUACCAAACUUCAGACCCGACGAGUUUCGCGCACAAAUCCGCGCGGGAACGAUGGCCGGCCAUCAUCACGGGCGCCAUCGACGACGUCGCGAGGACAGUGUCGUCGCUGCUCGACGCCGACGACAAGGAUGCCAUCGAAGAAGGUAAACGGAUCGUCUCGAGCCUCGCGUCGCUCAAGUACGAGGUCCAGCACAACCGUGCGCUCGGCGAGAUCGACGACGACGGCCACGCGGACGUGAAGUUGUACAACGACGAAUUGGCCGCGAGGGACAAACUGGCUCGAGACGGGGUCAAGUGGCACGACGUCGAAUGGCUGUACAGCGAAUGUUACCUGUACCGACGCAUCGGCGCGUUCUUCGGCACGGCCAAGACGGCGGCGUGGAGAGGCUACGACCCGUUCGCGAGGCAGAAGAUGGACACGUUCCGGAGCAGCAGGAACGCCGUGCUCGAGCUGGCCGCGCGCUACAGGGAAAUCAUGACGCAGAUCAGAACCACCGAGGACCAGCACCGCCUGCUUCCGAAAAGCGGCAGUGGUAACGGUGACACCGGGGCGGACGACGAGGCCGAGAUCGAGGCGGAAAAGACGCUGUUUGUCGAAAUGGCCGAGAUUUGUCUCUGGGGCAACGCCACCGACCUGAGUCUGCUCACCUCCUUGACGUACGAGGAUAUUCAAAAGUUGCAAGGCAGCCAGGCGAGACGGGAGAGCGAGAAGAACGUCAUCGUCAAUGACUUGAGGAAGGCGUUUGAAGUCCUCAAGAAGAAGAGCGUCGAGCAGCAACAGCAACACCAACAAAGCAACAACAGCAGCACCAGUGGCACCGGCGGGAGACGCGUGGACAUCGUCCUUGACAAUGCCGGGUUCGAGUUGUUCGUCGAUCUCGUGUUGGCAGGCUACUUGAUAGCCGUUGGCCUGGCGACAGAGGUGGUCCUGCACCCCAAGAGUAUCCCAUGGUUCGUGAGUGACGUGGUCCCGGGCGAUUUUGCGGCGUUGUUGGAUGCAAUGAGGGAUCCAGUGAGCUUUUACGAGUCAAAAGACUCCGAAGGCGGCGGCGAGGCCUCGUCGACACCGACAUUGACACAAUCGCAAGAAAGUGACGUCAAGUUCUUGUUCGACGAUUGGAAGAACCUACACGAAGAAGGGAAAUUGAUCCUCCGACCGAACCGGUUCUGGACGCACGCGGGCAGUUUCUGGCGCAUGCCGACCAUCGCCCCCGAGGUCGUGGAAGAUUUGAAGGAGAGUGAACUGGUCGUGUUCAAGGGGGAUUUGAACUACAGAAAAUUGACUGGCGAUGCUGCCUGGCCGGCAACGACACCAUUCACGACCGCCAUCGGUCCUCUUGGUCCCGGGUCCGGAUUGAGAGUUUUGGCACUACGGACGUGCAAGGCUGACGUCGUGGUUGGAUUGCCAGAGGGCAAAGAUGAAGAACUUCGCGCCAUGGAAGGCGGCGGGGGAGAUUCGGGAGCGAGGAAGUGGGCUUGGAGUGGGAAAUGGGCCGUUGUGCAGUUUAGUGAUGGCAAGGCGUGA